AUGGGCGAUCGCUUGACCUUAGCGCAACGUCUUCUCAGGGACCAUCCUGCUAAGGCAGUCGAGCUUCUGAUGGACUACUUGAAAGAUGGAAAAAUUAAGGCAGAGACCGAGCAGUAUAUCGGACAGAACCCAGCUCAGCCAAUUCUCGAGACGGAACUUAAUCAGCAUCGCGGAUCGUUGCCGCCGCCUGCUCAUCAUCGCCACCCUUCUCUACAAGGAUCGAUACGGCCGAACAUACAGAAUGUCCGGCAUAGUAUUCAAACUCCCCCCACUAGCGCAGGCUCGGUCAAGUCGCAUACUUCGGGUCUUGCGGCCGCGGGUAUGGAAAAGAUUUCCUUCCUCUCGUGUGACGGCGACAGCGCAGACCAGGCGGUGAUAGCAAAGCGUGCGCCAGGCAAACACAAUCUGAUUAGCGAGGCGGUGGCGUAUGGCCGUGGUCUUAGCGAAGGCCAGUUCGAGGUAGGCGAGUCGAUACCAGUGCAUACAUCUGCCGGAGGGCCGAGGUGGAUUAAUGUCAAGCACGCUGUGAACCUGACGUGGCGUCGGCCCAGCGAGUACAAGACGAACAUGGAUACAUUCCAUAUUGAUUGGACGAGUCCAUGGAGCGCCAAUUCCCAUCAGGUCAGUCCCACUCGUUCCGAUCAGUGUCCGCACAACCAGGCUGAUCUCUCUGUCGCGACAACAGAGGUUCAAGAAGCGCAUUCCCCGCAAGAUCGCUACCGACCAGGCUUCGUCCACGAAUUUGAUCAAGCAGUGCCGCCACCAGCGCCGACUGCGCCGAUGCAUCCAUACCAACCCCCAUAUCAGGCACCGUCUCCCGACAUUCAGCGGGCAUUCGGGCGCGUCGGUGCAAUGCACGACCUACAACGCAUGCGAGGGUCCGAGCCACCCGCCCAAGCUGCACCAUCAGCGCCCGUGGAACCCGGUCAGCAGAGUAAUGCACCCAUACCUAUUGCGAGUCAAGACGAUCCGAGCGACGAGCUCGAAAUUGAAGGUUACUGGGGCAGAAUGCCGAUCAGCAUGUCAGUCGAUAUCAGCGGUUCGGGAGAGCAGUUCUUCCAAGCCUUUCAAUGUAUGGCCAUAGACCGGAAGCGCGGUGACAACUUGGACAGAGACAGGCAGAGACUAGCAAUGCUAUUGAGAGCGGACGAGGAUAGUCCCGAGGAAGAAGCCUACCGCGUUAGUCUUGAUCAAGGUGCACUGGAGAAGCGCUGGAAGAUGAUCGUGAGAUGGAUUCGAAAGAACAAGAACUCGGAAGAACCGCAUCUGUAUGCGACGGUCGAGAUCGCGGACGGGUAA
Molecule: messenger RNA, 1299 nt
Organism: Alternaria hordeiaustralica
Lineage: Eukaryota; Fungi; Ascomycota; Dothideomycetes; Pleosporales; Pleosporaceae
Exons: 2
Coding region: 1-1299 (432 amino acids)
Source: RefSeq, a predicted model, not a curated record